Messenger RNA from Linum tenue, 1073 nucleotides. NCBI's taxonomy places the organism in Eukaryota, Viridiplantae, Streptophyta, Magnoliopsida, Malpighiales, Linaceae. The record is from the annotation of a GenBank genome assembly.
UGCAGAUCCCCAAUUCUCUCCCUUCAGCCCUCAAUCUAGGGUUUCUCUCGAUUCGAAAGUAACAAAAUCCAAUCCAGUGUUCUUCUUUUUUUAUUUUCUCUCCAUCCUAGUUGAAAUCCUCUUUGCUGUCAAAGAUGAACUCAACUCUUAACCAGUCGAGUUUUGAUUCUGACUGCGACCAGAUGGUCAGCACUGAAUCGAUUCCUCGUUUGAGCACCUCCGCGUAUGAAACACCUGAUUUCGGAUCUGGAGCCAAGAGGCAGAAGGUCAAAGAAGACGACAAGAAAGUCAAGGGUGGCGACGGCGAUGUGCUGGUGGAAACCGUAGAUGAUGAUGCUGACGAGAUUGAGGAUGGCGAUGAUGAAGAUGAUUUCAUGGAGGCCAAACAGUAUACCCCGAAGGUGACGAUCUGGGAGAGCUGUUCGGAAGAUGAUGAAGGCUUCCAACGCUACCUUAGUAAAGUUAUUGACAGCGAGGGUUUUGAUUUGGACGAAGACCCUCUAGAUGAGUACCCUUUCACUGGUUUCACGGUGUGUAGGGUCAACUUUGACCAUCCCGACCACGCCCAUCAUAAGGAAUUUGUUGCCAAGUGCAUCAAAACUGCUAUUCAGCAACAGCACGAACCUGUCUGUCAUUGGCUCAUUGUUCUGCUUUUCAUGAUCAGCUUCCAUUCUAAUUUUCCGCAUGCUAUCACAACGCUCUACUCUUCUAUUUUGCAGCUGACGUACGUUAAGACCUUGACUGCAAAUUAUGCGGUAGAAGUUGGUUACAUCUAUUUCAUUACAUUUAUGGCUAAGGAGAAUUCAUCAUCGGAGGUCAAAACCUACCAAACCGAGGUUUCACAUGACCUUUGGGGUGGGAUGGUGGUAAAUAAAUUCCGGGAGAAAGCCCAGUGAUCGAGGUAGCAUAUCAGGACUUAUUUUUUGGUUGUGGCAUUACUUUCGAAUCUUGCAUCAUUGGGAUUUGUUGGUUGUGAGUUUCCACAAGUGUUCACUAUUGAGAUGAAAUUAUAAGAUACAAUAUCUACCUUGGGCAGAAUCAAAACUUAUUUCUUCUCUUCAGUUUCUUAGUCA